Molecule: messenger RNA, 2740 nt
Organism: Dipodomys ordii (Ord's kangaroo rat)
Lineage: Eukaryota; Metazoa; Chordata; Mammalia; Rodentia; Heteromyidae
Gene: Vasn
Product: vasorin
Exons: 2
Coding region: 136-2169 (677 amino acids)
Cellular component (GO): plasma membrane
Molecular function (GO): protein binding
Source: RefSeq, a predicted model, not a curated record
CGGGGGAGACGGGGACGCCGCUGCCUCGGGACCCCGGGACCCCGGACCUCUCAGGGCCCGGCCGGUCGCCAAGGACUGAGGCCGCGGCCCGCCCCUACCGGCUCCCUCGGCCGCCACCGCCAGCCGGGACAGAAGAUGCGCUCCAGGAGCCGCCUUCCGCCGCCCCUGCUGCUCUUCCUACUGCUGGCCCUGGAGCCCAAGGUGCAGGGCUGCCCAUCUGGCUGCCAGUGCAACCAGCCACAGACUGUCUUCUGCACUGCCCGCCAGGGGAGCACGGUGCCCAGAGACGUGCCGCCUGACACAGUAGGCCUGUACAUCUUCGAGAACGGCAUCACCACGCUCGACCCGGGCAGCUUUGCCAGCCUGCCAGAUCUACAGCUCCUAGACCUGUCACAGAACCAGAUCGCCAGCUUACCCGGCAGCAUCUUCCAGCCGCUCGUCAACCUCAGCAACCUGGACCUGACUGCCAACAAACUGCGCGAGAUUACCAACGAGACCUUCCGCGGCCUGCGGCGACUCGAACGCCUAUACCUGGGCAAGAACCGCAUCCGCCACAUCCAGCCAGGCGCCUUUGAUGCUCUUGACCACCUCUUGGAGCUCAAGCUGCAGGACAACGAGCUUCGGACACUACCCCCGCUUCGACUGCCCCGCCUGCUGCUGCUUGACCUCAGCCACAACAGCUUCUUGGCCCUGGAGCCUGGUGUCCUGGACACCGCCAAUGUGGAGGCGCUGCGGCUGGCCGGUCUGGGGCUGCAGCAGCUGGACGAGGGGCUCUUUGGCCGCCUGCGCAACCUCCACGACCUGGAUGUGUCUGACAACCAGCUGGAGCGCCUGCCGUCUGUGAUCCGAGGCUUGCGGGGCCUGACACGCCUGCGGCUCGCUGGCAACACUCGCAUCGCUCAGCUGCGGCCCGAGGACCUGGCGGGUCUGGCUGCCCUACAGGAGCUGGACCUGAGCAACCUGAGCCUGCAGGCCCUGCCCAGUGACCUCUCCCACCUUUUCCCCCGACUGCGCCUCCUGGCAGCAGCCCGGAACCCCUUCAACUGUGUAUGCUCCUUGAGCUGGUUUGGGCCCUGGGUGCGAGAGAACCACAUCACGCUGACCAGCCCUGAGGAGACUCGCUGUCACUUUCCACCAAAGAAUGCUGGCCGGCUGCUGCUAGAGCUGGACUAUGCGGACUUCGGCUGCCCCGCCACCACCACUACAGCCACGGUGCCCACCACAAGGACUGAGGCAGGGGAGCCCACACCCUUGCCUUCUAGCCCAGUCCCGACCUGGCUCAGCCCCGCCGCGCCAGUCACGGAAGCCCCCAGCCUGCCGCCCACUGCCCUGCCGACGACGAUGGAGCCUAUUCCCCGGCCCCGGGACUGCCCUGUGUCCACCUGCCUCAAUGGAGGCACCUGCCGCCUCGGGGCAGCGCACCACCUGGAAUGCCUGUGCCCCGAGGGUGUCACAGGCCUGUACUGCGAGAGCCGAGUAGGGCAGGCGGUGCAGCCCAGCCCCACUCCACAGGCCACACCAGGGCCCCCACGGCCCCUGCCCCUUGGUGUUGAACCAGUGAGCCCCACCUCCCUGCGCGUGGGGCUGCAGCGCUACCUGCAGGGCAGCACCGUGCAGCUCAGGAGCCUCCGCCUCACCUACCGCAACCUGUCGGGCCCUGACAAGCGACUGGUGACCCUGCGGCUGCCUGCCUCGCUGGCAGAAUACACCGUCACUCAGCUGCAGCCCAAUGCCACCUACUCCAUCUGCGUCACACCCCUAGGGCUCGGACGGCUGCCAGGAGGCGAGGAGGCCUGCGGAGAGGCCCGCACACCCCCAGCGGUCCGGUCGAACCACGCCCCUGUCACCCAGGCCCGUGAGGGCAACCUGCCCCUCCUCAUUGCACCCGCCCUGGCCGCUGUGCUCCUGGCUGCGCUGGCUGCCGCAGGGGCAGCUUACUGUGUGCGGCGGGGACGGGCCGUAGCAGCUGCAGCUCAGGGCAAAGGGCAGGUGGGACCAGGGGCUGGGCCCCUGGAGCUGGAGGGGGUGAAAGCCCCCUUGGAGCCAGGCCCCAAGGCUACUGAGGACAGUGGGGAUGCCCUGCCAGGUGGACCUGAGUGUGAAUUCCCACUCAUGGGCUAUUCGGGGCCCAGCCUCCAAGGGGCUGUCCCUGCUAAGUGCUACAUCUAAGCCAGAUGGAGCAGCCAGCACCCUCUUGUUGCCAUAGUGAGUUCUUAGCAUGUAUCACCGGGACAUAUGUGGGAUGGGGCUGUGUGACCACGGUUAGCCUCUGUCCCUCUCUGGGCUAAGUGUACUCAUUUGUGAGCUGCUGCAGCCCAGGCAAUGAAUUCUGGUAGCCCCAGCCCAAGUGUGUACAGGACGGCGACUGCUGUCUUCUGCAUAGUGCAAUGCCAGGGCAUGUGGGUCCUGCCGUGUGCUGGUAACGCGGCCCGGGCCUUUCCAGGCUCCCCGCAGCUGACCAUGGAGACUGGGGGCCAGUGAAGGAAGCCCCCAGAAAGGAGUCGUGGAGCGGGCCCUUUGGCCCUGGCCUUGGCCCUAGAAGUACAGGAAACUGGAAGGGAAGGUGCUCUGGGCACGUGUGGAUUUGCUUCAGUUCCAUUUUUUUAGAAUAUAUUUAUAAAAGAUCCUUUCCCAUUUAUGUUGGGAAAAUGUUUUUCAAACUCAGUGACAAAGACUUUGGUUUUUGUAAGACAAACGAUGACAUGAAGGCCUUUUGUAAGAAAAUAAAGGAUAAAAUGGA